Molecule: messenger RNA, 1275 nt
Organism: Sphenostylis stenocarpa
Lineage: Eukaryota; Viridiplantae; Streptophyta; Magnoliopsida; Fabales; Fabaceae
Source: the annotation of a GenBank genome assembly
AUGGGUGGUGAUAUAGCAGGAUGGUCGGCAAGGCCGAUUAGGCCAAUUACGACGAACGAGACCUUAUCAAAUAAAUCGUCACAAAGGUGCAAAGAGAGUGCUUAUGAAGAGGAGUGGAAAUUGAGAGUUAGGGUUUUGGGUGUGACGGAGAUGUCUCCUCACAAUGCGCACUUGCUUGAUGUGGGGCUUGGGCUUGCCAUCGCUGAUGAUGAUAGCUUUCUGAAGUUGAUUCUCUUGUAUCUCUUGUAUGGGCCUGAUACUAUCAUCCAGGAUGAGGCAUGUGGUUUGCUGAGGCUUUCGGAAGCAGUCAAGAAUCCUAUUGAUAAAGAUUUACAGCAGGUUCUCAACCAGCAGCCGUACAAGAAGAACCAACCUAAAUUAAGCUCUACACCGGACGAGACACAUAUUCAAUCCCACUGUCUUAUCUGCAGGGGGAAAAACAGUUGUCAAACAGUUCUUUCUAGAACGAAGCUGAUGAACACUUUGAUUGGAAAAGGGAAGCCACACGAAGCUCAGACCGUCUUCAACAAUUUGACUGAAGAAGGGCAUAGGCCUACUCUCAUAACAUACACAGCUCUUGUGGCUGCUCUAACCCGUCAAAAGCGUUUCAAGUCUAUUCCUGCACUUCUUUCUAAAGUUGCAGACAAUGGGAUGAAGCCUGAUUCAAUACUUCUUAAUGCCAUGAUCAAUGCCUUUUCUGAUUCUGGCAAGGUAGACGAAGCCAUGAAAAUCUUUAAGAAAAUGAAGGAGUAUGGAUGUAAACCAACAACUAGUACUUAUAAUACUCUCAUUAAAGGAUUUGGAAUUGCUGGAAGGCCUUAUGAGGCUAUGAAAUUGUUAGAGAUGAUGGGUCAGGAUGAAAAUGUGAAACCCAAUGAUAGAACAUAUAAUAUUCUCAUUCAAGCCUGGUGUACCAAAAAACAACUUGAAAAAGCAUGGAAUGUUGUGCAUAAAAUGGUGGCCUCUGGCAUUCAGCCAGAUGUGGUCACGUAUAACACGAUGGCAAGGGCAUAUGCUCAGAUUGGUGAAACAGACAAAGCUGAAAGGUUAAUAUUGAAAAUGCAGUACAACAAAGUAAAACCUAAUGAACGAACUUGUGGUAUCAUUAUAAGUGGUUAUUGCAAGGAAGGUAAUAUGACUGAAGCUUUGAGGUUUCUAUACAGAAUGAAGGAGCUUGGUGUGCAUCCAAAUCCAGUAGUUUUCAACUCGCUUAUCAAAGGAUAUCUAGACAUUACAGACACAAAUGGAGUAGAUGAGGUGAGUUCUGAUAUCUGA